Messenger RNA from Syngnathoides biaculeatus (alligator pipefish), 3406 nucleotides. Its product is annotated as SH3 domain-binding protein 4-A-like. NCBI's taxonomy places the organism in Eukaryota, Metazoa, Chordata, Actinopteri, Syngnathiformes, Syngnathidae. Gene Ontology annotation, cellular component: cytoplasm. The record is from RefSeq and is a predicted model, not a curated record. Bases 175 to 3030 code for a protein of 951 amino acids. The transcript has 5 exons. Gene Ontology annotation, molecular function: protein binding.
GCCUCCUCCAGAAACAGAACAGUCCGUCUGGUGCACGAAAACUUCUGGACCCGGAAGAUAUCUUUAAUUUGAUCAAUUAACCUUAAAUAGUAAUGAAGCAACACAACGUAGGAACGAGAACAAAAACUGAGAUGAAAAGCUUCAAAUGAAUGGAGAACACAGGGAGGAUUGGCCAUGGCAGCCCAUCGAAUAAUCAGCAUGACGAGCAACAAUCACUGCCUUCCUCGCUGCAAGUCUGAGGGGACACUUGUGGAUCUCGGCGUGGGGGGGCCAGCCAGCCUCAAUCAAAUCAAAGUGCCUUCUCCAAGUGCCUUAAAACUCGACACAGCAGCUUCCUUUGGGGCUGUACAGGAAGUGGUGGCCAUCAAGGAUUACUGCCCCACAAGUUUAACCACCCUGACAUUUUCCAAAGGUGAUCGACUCUUUAUUCUGGACACUUCAGGCGGCGAGUGGUGGUAUGCCCACAAUAACAAAGAGAUGGGAUACAUCCCGGCUUCUAGUGUCAAAUUACUCAACUUCAGGAAUUCUUCCUUCAGUGAUAGCGGAAUGAUUGAGAACCUUGGAGAGGAAGAGGAGGAGUUGAAGGAGUUUCAAGGGUUUGGAGAGUGGGCAGGAGUGACAUUAAAAGCCUCUCCAACUAACAACCACCUUCCCUUUUCUGUUAACCCCUCCACCCGUCCUUUAAAUCAGAAGUGUAAAGCGUCAAGUGUAACAAAUGGGACUGAUUUGAGUCUUUUUGAUACUCUUGCACCUCCAACUAGCUACAACUUUGUCACCAAUAAUAUCAAUUUUAGUAUCCUCAACAGCUUUCCCAAACAAGAGGCCAUGCAAAACGUCCAUAAGGAUCAUCCUCUUCUAAGGAGUAAGCAUUCCCAGUGUCUUUCUCAACUCUCUAUUCUUCAAACAAAAUCAAAUCCGAACAUACCUUCCUCAUGUUUCUUCACCGAUCUGAAGGCGCCUUCGCCAGAGCAAUUUCAGAGUCGUGAGGACUUCAGAAAUGCAUGGCUCAACCACCGAAAGCUGGCCAGGUCAUGCCAUGACCUGGUAUCACUGGGCCAGAGUCCCGGUUGGGGUCAGACCCAGCCGACUGAGACAAGCAUUGCAUGUAGUUUAGAUAGCAGUGGAGGUGUGGUUCAACUCCCAGACACCCACAUUAUUAUGCACGUUCCUGAAGGUCACGUUUGCCACGGCGACUGCCAGCAGAUCUCCAUGAGAGCCUUACUGGAUCUUCCCCUGGAACUCAACAAUGACAAUUGCUCCACUGUUAGCCCAGUGGUGGAGAUCAAGUUCAGCAACAUGCAGAUCAAGUCUUUUGUAACAUUGGAGAUUAAAGUAUCAGUCACGCUAAAGAAGGACAGCUGCCACUCCGCUGAGGUGCUUUGUGUUCGGAGCAACUGCAAAGAUGGGCCUUACAUCCCCAUUCCUGGUUGUUAUAUUUAUAAGGACAUGGUUCAAGUGCGUCUGGACAGUCUUGAGCCAUGCAUGUAUGUGGUGGUUGUAGUUCAGUCACUGUGCAUUAGUCACAGCAUGACUGUGUGGAAUCACAUGCAGAGGAAGCUAACGCUUGGUGUUUAUGGGCCCAAGCACAUCCACCCUUCCUUUAAGACAGUUGUUGCCAUGUUUGGGCAUGACUGCGCCCCUAAGACCUUACUGGUGAGUGAGGUGGGUUGUUCGGCUUGCUCCACCCCUCCAGUCACCCUCCAGUUGUGGGGGAAGCAACACUUUGUUCUGGGCUUCCCCCAAGACCUCCAAGUGUGGUUGUAUCCCAGUGUAUCUAACUAUCAGGUAAAAGCCAAUAAUGGUGCAGGGAGGAUCCCGGGAUUCCAACUUAAACUGGCGAAGGUUAGCCAUCUUAUCUAUAUGAUGUCAUCGCAUGACCCCAAUAUCAUCUCAGAAUUCACUCUGAAGGUCCAAGUGAAGGACAUGCUGGACUGCAUCCUCACCCAAUUCUGCAUCCAUACGCCCCAACCGCUGCCGAAGUCUGGAGCAAGGACGACGGGCCAAAGGAGAUUCUUGAAAAAAGGAGAAGUAGAUAAGAUUGCCCUGUCACCAUUGGCUAUCACCUCUAAAUACCCAAAAUUUCAAGACCGGUGCAUUACAAGCCUAAAAUUUGGGAAGCUGAUUAAAACAGUAAUACGGCAACCCAAGAGCAACUACCUCCUGGAAUACAAGAAGGGGGAUGUGAUCGCUCUGGUCAGUGAGGAGAAAAUUAAACUAAGAGGGCAAUUACGCACUAAAGAGUGGUACAUUGGAUACUAUCAGGGGAGGAUGGGGCUCGUCCACGCCAAGAAUGUGUUGAUUUUGGGUAAGGUCAAGCCAAUUUACUGGUGUGGGCCUGACCUGACGACGAUGACGCUGCUAGAACAAAUCCUCAAGCCUUGCAAAUUUCUUACAUAUAUCUAUGCCACUGUUAGGACAGUUCUAAUGGAGAAUGUAGGAAAUUGGAGAGCGUUCGCUGAUGCACUGGGCUACGGGAACAUGUCACUCAAUUACUUCUGUCGGACCGCACAGGACAAUGAGCCAGAGAAGGUAGCAUGUGUUCUGGAGAAACUCAAAGAGGAGUGCACCAAUGAGGAGAACAAGGAGAGGAAGUCAUUUCAGAGGGAACUCAUGAUGGCCUUGCUCAAGAUGGACUGCCAGGGUCUAGUUGCCAGACUGGUUCUGGACUUUGUCCUCUUAACCACAGCUGUAGAGGUGGCCUCCCGCUGGAGGGAACUUGCCGAGAAACUGGCCCGGGUGUCAAGACAGCAGAUGGAAGCUUACGAGGCACCGCACCGUGACAAAAGCGGCGAGCUGGACAAUGAGUCCAUGUGGAAACCAGCCUACGACUUCCUGUUGACGUGGGCAGCGCACGUAGGGGACAGCUACCGUGAUGUCCUCCAAGAGCUCCACUUGGGCCUGGACAAGAUGAAGAACCCCAUCACCAAGAGGUGGAAGCACCUGACCGGCACUCUCAUUCUCGUCAACUGCCUCGACAUCCUCCGAAGUGCCGCCUUCUGUCCCACUGGCUAUGGUGACUUUGCCAUCUGAGUUGCAACCUUUGCCAGUAUCCAAGGCCAGUCCGGCUUUUGCGCUCCCUUAUCCAUGGCUAAAGGCUCUGCACUCCUGGUAUCAUCCACCAGUCGAGUAUUGAUCUUUUUUGAUCCCCCAAAAUAAAAAAGAAAGCUAGGUGAAUUUAUUUUCUCUUUCAUAAUGCAUAAAAUGUCAUUCAUUAUUAUCUGUAUUGCGACUUCGCACCCCCCUUAUGGAAGUUAAUCUUGUCCAGUUGAACUGGCCUCACAACGUCAUAACCAUCAGCCAUGCAGUUUGGGAGCAGGUAGACGAUUUCGUAAAAAUAAUUCAUCAUUGUAAUCCUUAACAUACAGUCAAAGAAAGAAAGCAGGUUGGGAAAUAAAUCCCAAAUUAU